AUGGGUGGCGUUUCCUCCAAAUGUAUAUGCGCAUGUAGUGCAGACCAGGAUCAUCCAUUAGAUUUGCUACAUCCAAGUGAUGUGGAUUUGUCAUUGGCAGCCAGUGAGGAAAACAACAUACAAGAUUCAGAAUCAAGGACAGACGACGACGAGCCUGACUCUCCACAGGUUUCCUAUCAACUGUUGUUACUUGAAACUCUCAAUAGUUUUCGGAAUGUCGGGCUUUUUACGGACUUCAUUAUUAAAGCAAACGGCACAGAUUUUCCAGCUCACAAAAACGUUUUAGCCGCUGGAUCGGCUUUCUUUAGGGAGCUGUUUUCAAAAGAUGAUGUCUCUCAAAGUACUUGUCGUGAAUUUGAAAAAGUUGAUCCGAGAACUAUGGAAAAUAUUCUUAACUUUCUAUACACUGGGAAGUGUAAACUUGAUCAGCUCAGUGCAGCACCAAUGCGUAAAGUAGCCGAAGUUUUGGGCUUACUUGAUUUACUGAACCACUAUCUGGAGCAAGUGGUUGAAAAAGAAGGGUCUACUUCAAAGUGUAAAUCAAAGUUUAAUUCACUUAUUCAAGAAGCUGUUUUGACGAAACUGUUAGCCUUUCAGGUUGAAGGAUUAUACUGUGACCUCACUUUGACAACGUGUAGUGGUAGAGUGAUUCCUGUUCAUAAAAAUGUCCUUGCGGCAGUAAGCUGUUAUUUUAAAGGGUUGUUCAGAUCUGAAAUGAAAGAGGUUCAGGAAAGUAAUGUUGAUUUGGGUGUUAUAGAUGAGGGCAUUGUCGAAGAGUUACUGAACUUCGUUUACAGUGGAGAGAUUUCCAUUACAUUUGAUAAUGCAAGGAACUUGCUACAAGCCAGCGAUUAUUUGUUAAUAGAACAUUUGAAGAGAAGAAUAAUUGACUUUGUAAAGGAUUCGUCAACGCUAGCAAACUUCUGGUGGAUAUAUUCCCUUGUUAGAAGUUUCGUUUGCCUCGAUGAAGUUUAUCAGGAGAUGCUAAAUUUCGUUUGUAAUCAUUUCUGGAGUAUUGCCCGCUCUGGUGAAUUCCUUGAAAUCACAGACCAAGAUAUGCGUUGGUUCUUGUCAAAUGACGAUAUUUUGUCCAGUGAAGCGCAAAUGUUGGAAUCUUUAAUUUGCUGGUACAAGCACGCAAGAGAGGAAAGAGAAGAGUCAUUUAAAAGACUUUUGAAUCUCAUCCACAUGACCAGCAUCCCAGAUCUUUAUCUAAAGAAACUUGCUGUCGACGAAAACAUCGACGAGUUGUCCAAUUUUUCUGGUUACAAGCUGAAGGAUGAUGUUUCAGUCGAUGAAGUCCUUAAGACCGCGCAUUUUCACAAUGUAGUGUUAUUUGGCCUCACCCACAGGUUGCAUUACACGCACUCCUAUAACCUGUGUUUCUGGCUUCCCUUUGCUGGUCCGUGGUCACUCAUCGCUCGCAUUCCUCAUAACAAAUCAAUGCUGGCGAAUGGCACACCUCUUAUUUACACCAACUCUGGACUCUAUGUACAGGUUCCGUGGAACAAUCCCAAGCUUGCUUUUCACAGAAAUCCCCUCACCGCUCGUCAUCUUCUACCCACCCCUUGCGUUGCCCCGACAACGGACAUAGAACCAUGCGCGCCAAUGACCUUCGACUGCGCCGCGGUCACGAUGGGCAGAUAUAUUUACCUGAUUGGCGGUAUGUCCAUGCAGGAGGUGUCAGAAGUCAAAACUGUCCAGCGAUAUGAUGUUGAGAGGCAGACGUGGGCAACGGUGGCAGACAUGUGUGAGCCGCGGUACGAGCUAACAGCGGUAAACUACAAGGACAAGUACAUCUUCGUGUUUGGAGGCAUGGACGGUUCGGCCCACAGAGAGUGCCUGAAGACAGUCGAAAAGUAUGAUCCGCUGAAGGAUCGUUGGUCCUAUGUCAAGUCCAUGCACCAGCCUCGGUCCAGCGCGUUUGCGUUUGUUCACAGUGACAUGAUCUUCGUGAUUGGUGGAGAGCGAGGUGAAGACAUCACCCCAACCGACUGCGAGGUUUACAAUCCAGCGACAGAUGAUUGGCAGGUCAUCAGAAUUCAGGUAAAUAAGUUGUACAUGCUGAGAGGGCAGUCAGAAGAAGGGUCGUGUCUCCAUGUGACGUCAAACGAGUGCAGAGUGAAUGGGAAAUGCGGUUGCUUAGAAACCGCUGAUUUAGCCGUGGCACUGCCAGUCAAAUCGAACCUUGCGUUGCACGAUCCCGCUAUUCUUGAAGAAGCAAGGAUCACGCGACCAUACGUGACUUGUAUCAACGGAACCAUUGUUAUUCUCGACUUCAGCACUUGCGCAGACGGCCAGCGGAAAGCAGACUUUUACUUCGUAAACCCAGAGUCAGGUGAUUUUAGGGUCUUGCGUUCGUUGUUUGCAUGGCCCACUGACAUAUCGUAUGGUGCCAUCAUGCCACUUAGUAGAAAAGAUGUGAUGAAGGCGCUCAAAGACUACUCAGCACAGGAAGCCUCGAAAAGUUAUCUUUGA
Messenger RNA from Porites evermanni, 2478 nucleotides. NCBI's taxonomy places the organism in Eukaryota, Metazoa, Cnidaria, Anthozoa, Scleractinia, Poritidae. The record is from the annotation of a GenBank genome assembly.